Nelumbo nucifera (sacred lotus) is the source of this 1518-nucleotide messenger RNA. It is a transcript of the gene Z-ISO, whose product is annotated as 15-cis-zeta-carotene isomerase. Gene Ontology annotation, molecular function: 9,15,9'-tri-cis-zeta-carotene isomerase activity. Gene Ontology annotation, cellular component: chloroplast. Lineage: Eukaryota; Viridiplantae; Streptophyta; Magnoliopsida; Proteales; Nelumbonaceae. The record is from RefSeq and is a predicted model, not a curated record. Gene Ontology annotation, biological process: carotene biosynthetic process.
GUAGACGGGGGCAGGAUAUCCGGAGUCAGUUUUUGCAUCCGGUCUUCCGUUACCCAUCUGAUCUACUGUUCCCUCAACAUACUCUCGUCGGCUUUCGUCAUUUCCCACAUAAGCAUCGCUUCCACCUGAUCACUGUUCUCUCCUCCACCUGAUGUUGUUCUCACCAGAAUCUGGAUACUAUCUCUCCUCCUCCACCUGAUACUGUUCUCACCAGAAUCUAGAUACUAUCUCUCUCUCGUUAGAAUUUGUUAAUGGCGUCCUCUCUUCUUCUCUCAAAUAUUCCUGUCUUCUCUCACCAGCGCUCUAACGGCGACACCCUCUUUUUCAGGCAUAAUCCAAGUUUUGCCCAUUUGAAAUCAAUUAAGAGCUUUGAAUUCGCGAGACCCACAAGGAAAAAUCCUGUAAUUUCUGUGAAAUCACUUCAGUCAUGCCGAAAGAUUCUUGCCGGGACGUCAGUUGGAGAAACGGAAGAGAAGGGUUCCGUCUCCGAUGAGUUUCUGGUCGGGGAGGAUUCUGCUGCAUUUGAUAUCGGGAAGCAGAAGCUAUCUUCUUGGGUUUAUUUCACUGGAAUUUUGGGGACUGUUCUCUUCGCACUUGAUGUCGUUUGGAUUGAUUCAUCGACUGGACUUGGGGUUGGGAAGGCCUUUAUCGAUGCCGUUGCAAGCCUUUCGGAUAGCCACGAGGUUGUUAUGUUAAUUCUUAUUUUCAUAUUUGCUGUUGUCCAUAGUGGCAUGGCUAGUUUCAGAGAUCUGGGCGAGAAACUCAUUGGAGAACGUGCAUACCGUGUUCUCUUUGCAGGGAUCUCUCUUCCAUUGGCAGUUAGUACUGUUGUAUACUUCAUUAAUCAUCGAUAUGAUGGAAUUCAAUUGUGGCAACUCCAGAGUGUUCCAGGAGUUCAUCAACUUGUGUGGAUCUCAUCCUUCAUUUCAUUCUUCUUCCUCUAUCCUUCAACCUUUAAUCUGUUGGAGGUGGCCGCAGUUGAUAAGCCUAAAAUGCACCUUUGGGAAACUGGGAUCAUGAGAAUCACCAGGCAUCCACAGAUGGUUGGGCAGACAAUGUGGUGCUUGGCUCACACACUCUGGAUUGGCAAUUCUGUAGCUGUUGCAGCCUCCAUUGGCUUGAUUGGACACCAUCUAUUUGGUGUUUGGAAUGGCGAUAGGAGAUUGGCUUCAAGGUAUGGAGAAGCUUUCGAGAUUGUAAAGAGUAGAACCAGUGUCAUUCCUUUUGGAGCUAUCAUUGAUGGACGUCAAAAGUUGACCAAAGAUUAUUACAAGGAAUUCAUCCGGUUGCCAUAUAUUGCAAUUACAGCAUUGACAUUAGGUGCAUACUGGGCCCAUCCACUCAUGCAAGCAGCCAGUUUUCGUCUUCAUUGGUAGGAUUCAGACCAUCUUUACCUGUACCAGAGAGAGCAGGCUGAGAACCCUGCCUAUAUGAAAACCAGUCGAACAAAUACACGAUCAACUUUUCAGAGUAGACGGUUACUAAUGAUGGUAAAACACCAAGAAGCUCGUUAAUCAA